AUCACAAUUGUUUUGACUAUGGCGUGUUUAAGUUCGUCCAAUCGGGCCUGUGCCCGCGUUGUGCAGGAGAAACUGUGUCAGUUAGUUGCGGUCUCCAAGAGCCAGCUCGGGCAUCAGCAGCAGCAACAGCAGCUCGACCUGCUGCUGCACGCGCCCGGCCCGGUGGCCAGUACCGUCGUUAAUGGUGUCGGUGGCGGUGGAGGUGUUGGCGGUGGUGGAGGUGGCGGUGGUAGCCUGCCGUUGGGUACCGCCGGCAAACGGACCUUCCUGCUGUCGUCCGGGUUCGCGUACCCGCUGUACGGUGGCGGCCCAGCCGGAUCUGGGACGCCGCUGGUGACGGCCGUGGCGCACAGUGUCGGUGGUUCGAUUGGCAUCGCACGCAGCUUCUACACCGGUCGCGGCAACUUCAUUCAACCUUCAUCAGUCGCCCUCGGAUCGGCCAGAUCCGUCCGCGUUCCGGUCGGUGCGCCGCUGUUCGAACGGAACCAGAAAUGCAGCUCAACCGCAAACUUGCAUCCCUGUAUGCGAGGGUACAGCUCCGUGCACACACAGCAACCGGCCGGACCGAUACGGGAAUACAACAUCGACCCAUACAUACUGCUGGAGGACGAGCUGAAAUACAUCUUCGAGGAUAUCAGGCAGGAAAUCAGUCGCGCGACAAAUCACCAGGAGCUGAACAAAAUAGCCGUAUACUACUUCGAUGGACAGGGCAAAGCUUUCCGACCGAUGGUGGCAAUACUGAUGGCGAAGGCACUGAACUAUCAUAUGCACAACGAAAACAGCAACAUAGUGAACGCUCAGCGACAGAUAGCAAUGAUUUCGGAGAUGAUUCACACUGCCAGCUUAGUGCACGAUGACGUUAUCGACCAGUCGUUUGCCAGGCGAGGUAAACCGAGCGUUAACGUGCUGUGGAACCACAAAAAGGUGACGCAGGCCGGUGACUACAUCCUUGCCGUUGCCUCGAUGCUGCUGGCCCGCCUGAAGCAAGACGAAGUGACACACAUCCUCAGUCAGGUUCUAACAGAUUUGGUACAGGGCGAGUUUAUGCAGCUUGGCUCGAAGGAAACAGAGAACGAGCGCUUUGCGCACUAUUUCACCAAGACGUACCGGAAGACAGCAUCGUUAAUAGCUAACAGUUUGAAGGCGGUUGCGGUACUGUCCGGUGCGGACGAGCAAAUGGCCGAGCUUAGCUUCCAGUACGGGCGCAACCUUGGGCUUGCCUUCCAGUUCGUGGAUGAUCUGCUGGACUUUGUGUCGAGCUCGGAAGCGAUGGGUAAACCGGCGGCGGCCGAUCUAAAGCUCGGUCUUGCCACCGCCCCGGUACUGUUCGCCUGCGAGAAGUUCCCCGAGCUAAACCCAAUGAUACUGCGCCGCUUCCGCGAGCCGGGUGACGUUGAGCGAGCGUACGAGCUGGUGCACCAAUCGCAAGGGCUCGAGCAGACCCGCUUCCUUGCCCGCAAGCACUGCAUCGAGGCGCUCCGGCUCGCGUCCCAGAUCAGCGAAUCGCCGUACCAGAAGGGACUGAUCGUGGUCGGUGACUUUGUGCUCAACCGGAUGAAGUAG
Messenger RNA from Anopheles marshallii, 1563 nucleotides. Its product is annotated as all trans-polyprenyl-diphosphate synthase PDSS1-like. Bases 19 to 1563 code for a protein of 514 amino acids. Gene Ontology annotation, cellular component: transferase complex; mitochondrion. The transcript has 8 exons. Gene Ontology annotation, molecular function: prenyltransferase activity. Lineage: Eukaryota; Metazoa; Arthropoda; Insecta; Diptera; Culicidae. Gene Ontology annotation, biological process: ubiquinone biosynthetic process; isoprenoid biosynthetic process. The record is from RefSeq and is a predicted model, not a curated record.